CCCUUGAGCAUCGAGCAGUCCAGGCAGGCCCGGUAGCGCCAGCUAAACCAACGGCCCGGGAGAGCUGUGGCAUGUGCGGCUCACUCACCUAUUGGUAGGCGGGGAAGUGUGAGCGAGCGACCCGAUCUGGCAUACCAUUUUCCCCCAUCUUUAUAGGCUGAGGAUAACCUGCGACGUGCAUUCCAAGACCCUGACAGGAGCAAACACCGGGCCAUCAGACAAACCGUCCCUCGAUAAGACGCCUCAAGAAACCCCAAACAAAAACAAGCGCAUUUUUUUUCGCCUUCAGCGAAUCCCUAUCCGUCAAGUCAAAAAGAUGCAAUCAGCAGUCCGCGCUCUGCGGCGGCCCGCGGCGGCGACAGCAGCGGUAGCAGCAUCAUCCCGCUUACAGGCGGCAUCCCUGCCGCGAGUCGUCGCCGCUCCCACCAGGCGCAACCUGUCUGCCAACACCACGAGCGCUCCCGCCAGCGCCAGCACCAGCUACGAGUUCAUCCAGGUGUCUCGGCCCCGGCCGGGCGUUGCGCAGGUAACGCUGCACCGUCCCAAGGCGCUCAACGCGCUGUGCACGCCGCUGAUCACGGAGCUGAACGCGGCGCUGGGGGUGCUCAACAGCGUGGCGGACGUGGGCGCGGUGGUGCUGACGGGGUCUGAGCGGGCGUUCGCGGCGGGGGCCGACAUCAAGGAGAUGGCCCCCCUCAGCUUCAGCGCGGCGUACACGUCGGCAUUCAUCGAGAGCUGGUCGGCGCUCACGGCCACCCUCAAGAAGCCCCUGAUAGCCGCGGUGUCCGGGCACGCGCUCGGCGGCGGCUGCGAGCUGGCGCUGAUGGCCGACAUAUUGUACUGCACGUCGGGCGCGAAUUUCGGGCAGCCCGAGAUCAAGCUGGGCACGAUCCCCGGCGCGGGGGGCAGCCAGCGGCUGGCGCGGGCGGUCGGCAAGAGCCGCGCCAUGGAGCUAGUGCUGACGGGGCGGUCGUUCUCGGGCGACGAGGCGGCGCUCUGGGGCGUGGCGGCGCGGGCGUUCCCCACGCACGCCGAGCUCAUAGACGCUGCGCUUGACACUGCUGAGACUAUUGCCGGCUACUCGCGUGUUGCUGUUAUGGCUGCCAAGGAGGUCGUCAACAAGAGCCAGGACCUACCGCUGCGCGACGGUGUCGAGUACGAGCGCCGCGUGUUCCACAGCCUGUUUGGCAGCCGCGACCAGAAGAUUGGCAUGGCCGCUUUUGUCGAUAAGAAGAAGCCCGAGUGGAGCCACGAGUAAUAGCUGGCAGUCAGUGUAUGCAGUGUAACGGUAGCCUUGGUGGAUCAUGUUGAAACGGAGCAGAAAAUAGAAUAGAAUAUAAAU
This is a messenger RNA of Lasiosphaeria miniovina, 1342 nucleotides long. Its product is annotated as enoyl-CoA hydratase. The transcript has 2 exons. Lineage: Eukaryota; Fungi; Ascomycota; Sordariomycetes; Sordariales; Lasiosphaeriaceae. Gene Ontology annotation, cellular component: mitochondrion. The record is from RefSeq and is a predicted model, not a curated record. Gene Ontology annotation, molecular function: enoyl-CoA hydratase activity. Gene Ontology annotation, biological process: fatty acid beta-oxidation. Bases 317 to 1258 code for a protein of 313 amino acids.